UUUCUUUGUAUUUUCUGUUUUAAAUUCCGUCAGAACCGUCCUGAGUCCGCUGGAGAGAUGCGAGCCGAGCGCUGGUUGGCGGCCCUGCUCCUCACGGUCGGUUCUGCUGGGUUCUGCUGCGCAGGCCCGCUCCACGCCCAGUGCCAGGUGGAAUGGUACUUCCGGGUUCCAUGCCGAGAGGUUCAUGGAUCUCUGGUCUCACAGAUCAACAAGUGGAGAACCACGGCCGGCUGCACCAUGGGGGGCCAGAGAUGCCUGUACACGCUGCAGUCGGCCUCCCUCCGCUUCAUAUCCGCCAAACACACGUCUCCGUUGCGGAGCGACGUGGACCACAUCAACUUCCGGCUGGUCCCCUUCCACUUCUUCACUUCCUGUCACGUUUCGGCCAUGUCCGUCUCUCAGACCUGGUACGUUGUGAAAGACCACGGCGCCAACUACUGCAACCUCUACAACCUCAUGGAAGGAAGUGGUCUGACUGAAGCCGAAGGUUACAAAGAAGUCACGAGUGACUUCCUGUGUACCCAACGCUCUUCUGCCAACUGCACCGUCUACUGACUGAAUAUCGGGGAUGACCGGAGAGCAUCCAAGUGUAUCGACAGUAAUCUAUUACAGGAGAGAC
Molecule: messenger RNA, 619 nt
Organism: Pseudoliparis swirei
Lineage: Eukaryota; Metazoa; Chordata; Actinopteri; Perciformes; Liparidae
Exons: 5
Coding region: 58-555 (165 amino acids)
Source: RefSeq, a predicted model, not a curated record